This is a messenger RNA of Caenorhabditis auriculariae, 719 nucleotides long. The record is from the annotation of a GenBank genome assembly. Lineage: Eukaryota; Metazoa; Nematoda; Chromadorea; Rhabditida; Rhabditidae.
AUGGAGUUUGUACAAGUUUUAUUGUUUUUUUGCGCAGUCAGUACUAGCUGGCAACAAACACCCAAGGUCAGUUGGAAACCAAUUUGAAAGAAGUCUUGUUUUUCCAGCCCAUAGUCGCUAGACUGUCUCAUGGACGAGCCGACGGUUGUAUCAACACCAACUACGAGUCGAGCAACCCCCUGGGGCCUAUAGUCGAGUGCAGCACACUUCCCGAAGAAUUCGUCGACUGCGACGAUCCCCAGCUCGUGCAGCAGUUCAGCGCCGCCGUCAACAUUUCCAUCAGCGUGAGUGUCUCUCCAGGGCCGAGCACGGAACCUCUUCAGGAGGAGGGAAAAUGCAAGAAGUUUGGCGGGCAGCGAGCCGAAGACGUCGAGUGGACGACUGUCAACUGUCGCGCGCUUCCAUGCAUCGAGUGCAGCGGCGAGCGCGUGUUUCAGCGUCCAGCUCCAUGUCUCAAGUGCGUCAUUCACAGUUUUGAAGCUUUUGAGCUCAUGGAACCUUGUAGAUACACGGGUCACUAUUUCCUCUCCACCGUCCUCUACUCGGUGUUUCUUGGCGUUGUCGCCGUCGAUCGCUUUUGUUUGGGCUAUUCGGCCAUCGCCGUCGGCAAAUUGAUGACUCUCGGUGGAUUGGGGAUCUGGUGGAUCGUGGACAUUUGUCUGCUUGUCACGGGAAAUUUGAUGCCUGCCGAUGAGUCUAACUGGGAGCCAACCUAUUAA